Meloidogyne enterolobii is the source of this 2844-nucleotide messenger RNA. The record is from the annotation of a GenBank genome assembly. Lineage: Eukaryota; Metazoa; Nematoda; Chromadorea; Rhabditida; Meloidogynidae.
AAAAUGUCUAAAGGUCCGCAACAUUUCAUUGAUGAGGCUGCAAAAGCGAAUGAUGACGAAGACCCGUUUUCUGAGACCAGAAGAAAGAAUAUUGCCGAACGUCAAAGUCAAUACCAAAUGCGUGCACGAAAGCGACCAAUUUCACCAGAGAGAGCUGAUAUGUUUGUUGAUCAAACGCCUGAUUUGCGUGACAGAACUUAUGCCAAAAUUAUGCAAGAACAGUUGCUUACUGCCGAAAAGGAAAAAAUUGAAAAAGAAUUGGUCGACAAGCAUCAAUCUGGCGAAUUAAAAAUUAACAGGCAAGCUAAAAGUUAUGCUCCUGAAGAUACUCCAACUGAAAAUAUUGAAAACACACCUUCACAGGCUCCAAGAAAGAAAAGAAUUGCUUUGAGUGGACAUGCUAUAAUUGCUGAUAAAACGCCAAACGUUGCCCAAUGGGAUGAAACUCCAGCGCAUAUUUCUGCAUUAGACUCAACUCCAUCAACAGAUAAACAAUGGGAUGCCACACCUUCACAAACACCUCGUCGCAAUCGUUGGGAUGAAACGCCAAAAGAAUCUGUUCGAGAUGGAGGAAUGACCCCUGGAUGGGGCUCGGAAACGCCUAGAGACAUCAAAAUGGACUUGAGUGAACGAGCAGAGGAAACCCCCGGCGCUUCAAAGAGACGUUCUCGCUGGGACCUUACUCCGUCACAAACACCGUCAGAAACUCCAAUGGCCGGUAUUGACGCAACUCCAACACAUUUUACACCAAAAAUCAUGCAGAAUGGGGGAAUGACUCCUUCAAUGCUAACUCCUGGAGGAACAACACCAAUUGGAACCCCAGCAAUGGGAAUGAAAACACCGGCUGUUCCGUUCAUUCCAAUGACUCCAGAACAGGCGGCAAUUUAUAAAUGGGAGAAGGAAGUAGAUGAUAGAAAUCGUCCUCUGUCGGAUGAAGAAUUGGAUGCUUUAAUGCCGCCUGGUUUCAAAAUUUUGGCACCUCCAUCUGGUUAUGCCCCAAUUCGAACACCGACAAGAAAAUUAUUGGCAACACCUACACCAAUGUCUGGAAUCGGCGGUUUCAUGAUCCCUCCAACACCAGAAAGAGGAGGUGCUGGGGCAGAUAAAGGAGUUGGAGGAAUAAUAGAUACUCAACCAAAAGAUCCGGAAUUGCCAGCACUCAAACCUGAAGAUAUUCAAUAUUUUGACAAACUUUUGCAGGAUGUAGAUGAAAGUCAAUUAACAAAAGCAGAAAGAAAUGAACGUGAAAUAAUGGGUUAUUUAUUAAAAAUAAAGAAUGGAAUGCCUUCACAACGAAAAUCUGGAUUGAGGAAAAUAACAGAAAAUGCUCGCCGUUUGGGCGCUGGACCUUUAUUUAAUCAAAUUUUGCCACUUUUAAUGUCUCCAACACUUGAAGACCAAGAGAGACAUUUAAUGGUUAAAGUUAUUGAUAGAAUUUUAUACAAACUUGAUGACUUGGUCCGACCUUAUGUUCACAAAAUUUUGGUGGUAAUUGAACCGCUUUUGAUUGAUGAAGAUUAUUAUGCUCGUGUUGAAGGCAGAGAAAUAAUUUCAAAUUUGGCUAAAGCCGCUGGAUUGGCAACAAUGAUCUCAACAAUGCGUCCUGACAUUGACAAUGUAGAUGAAUAUGUUAGGAACACAACAGCUCGUGCUUUUGCAGUUGUAGCCUCAGCUUUGGGAAUACCUGCACUUUUACCUUUUUUGAAGGCUGUUUGUAAAAGCAAAAAGAGUUGGCAGGCUAGACAUACAGGUAUUAAAAUUGUCCAACAAAUUGCAAUCCUUAUGGGUUGUGCAGUUCUUCCUCACCUCAAACAACUUGUUGAAAUUGUAGAAGGUGGAUUAGUGGAUGAUCAACAAAAGGUUAGAACAAUUACUGCUCUCGGUAUUGCUGCUUUGGCAGAGGCUGCUACUCCUUAUGGAAUUGAAGCUUUUGACUCUGUUUUGAAGCCGUUAUGGAAAGGAAUUCGUACACACAGAGGAAAAGGAUUGGCUGCAUUUCUCAAAGCUAUUGGUUUUCUUAUUCCGUUGAUGGAUGCUGAAUAUGCUAGUUAUUACACAAAAGAAGUGAUGCUUAUAUUAAUUCGGGAAUUUGUUUCUCCCGACGAAGAAAUGAAAAAGAUUGUUUUGAAGGUAGUAAAACAAUGUUGUUCCACAGAUGGUGUAGAACCUCUUUAUAUUAGAGAAGAAAUUUUGACUCCUUUCUUUAGAGCAUUCUGGAAUCAUCGGAUGGCUAUGGAUCGACGAAAUUACAAACACUUGGUUGAUACAACAGUUGAAAUAGCUCAAAAGGUUGGUUCUGUUGAAAUUGUUAGUAGAAUUGUUGAUGAUUUAAAAGAUGAAAAUGAACAAUACAGAAAAAUGGUAAUGGAAACAAUUGAAAAUAUUAUGGCUUUGAUGGGUGCAGCAGAAAUUGAUUCUCGUUUAGAGGAACAAUUAAUUGAUGGAAUUUUGUAUGCAUUUCAAGAACAAACACAAGAGGAUCCAAUAAUGCUUGAAGGUUUCGGGACAGUAUGUAAAGCUUUGGGACGUCGAACAAAACCAUACCUCCCUCAAAUUUGUGGAACUAUAUUGUGGCGUUUAAAUAAUAAAUCUGCUAAAGUUCGUCAACAAGCUACUGAUUUGAUUGCAAAAAUAGCCCCAGUAAUGAAUGUUUGUCAAGAAGAAAAAUUAAUGGGACAUUUGGGAGUUGUUUUAUACGAAUAUUUGGGUGAAGAAUACCCUGAAGUACUUGGAUCUAUUUUGGGGGCAUUAAGUGCUAUUGUUUCAGUUAUUGGAAUGACUAAAAUGACACCUCCUAUAAAAGAUUUAUUACCUCGUCUUACACCAAUUCUUAAAAAUCGGUGA